AUGGCUACCGAUUCCGGCAUACCACUCAUAGUAGCCGGUGACUUUAACGCGCCUCACUCCACAUGGGGCUACGUUAGAGACUCACCGAAAGGGACCUCCAUAUGCAAAGCCAUACAGGACUUCAAUCUCAUGCUGCUCACGGACUGCGGUUUUCCCACUUGUUUAGGCAACUCGGUAACGCGACCCUCGACCCCAGAUCUCUCUCUGGUCGCCUAUGGCGGCAAGUCGUCAUGGCGCAACAUGGGUGAAGAUCUGGGGUCUGAUCACUUCAUCAUAGAAACGACACUGCAUGCUCAAUGCAAAACCAUCAGAAUUCAGCGUAUUAUUGAUUGGGAUCUCUUCAGAUCCAGCAGGAGGGACAAAGGCCCUCCUAAAGACUAUGAAGAUUGGAUAGAAACCCUCUUCAGUGACGUCGCUGCCUCCACUAAGGAGAUAGAGUUGGAAGAUGACUUCUUCCCAACCAUAGACAGCCACUUAGCGCACCUUUUUGAAGCUAAAAAGGCUCUCAAAGAACGGUGGCUAAAAAACAAACUUAACAGGUCACUAAGGAAACGAAUCGCCAAGAUCAAUGCAGAAAUUGCCUCGUACUCUAAUGUGUUAGAACAGAAACACUGGGUCGAAAUGUGCGACAAAGUGGACGGGCAGAUGAGGGUGGGCGGCAAGUGGAACUUGCUCAAACACCUUCUGAAACCCACCGACACUCGCGCCGCCCAGAGAUCGGCAAUCGAGAUACUUCUUCACCGAGCUCUUACUCUUCGUAGCAAAGAUUCUAUCAUGACAGAUCUCGCCAGAAUUCACCUGCCACCGGACACCACCUCGUCUACGCCGCCGCCCGGCUACGCCGGAAGCGAUUCCGACGAUUUGGACAAAGACAUAGCGGAAUGGGAAGUAAAGUCUGCGCUUCACAAACUCAACAGCACCUCGGCUCCGGGUGCUGACCGCGUCACGAACCGUGUGCUCAGGAACCUUGACGAUGACUCGGUCACUUUCCUGACCGAUCUAUUUAACAAACAUUGGAAGAAUGGAUCGUAUCCACAAGAUGGAAACAUGCCACCGUCAUACUGA
This is a messenger RNA of Rhipicephalus sanguineus (brown dog tick), 1065 nucleotides long. RefSeq lists its product as uncharacterized. The coding region runs from base 1 to 1065 and encodes 354 amino acids. Gene Ontology annotation, molecular function: catalytic activity. The record is from RefSeq and is a predicted model, not a curated record. The transcript has a single exon. NCBI's taxonomy places the organism in Eukaryota, Metazoa, Arthropoda, Arachnida, Ixodida, Ixodidae.